Molecule: messenger RNA, 1206 nt
Organism: Poeciliopsis prolifica (blackstripe livebearer)
Lineage: Eukaryota; Metazoa; Chordata; Actinopteri; Cyprinodontiformes; Poeciliidae
Gene: prdx6
Product: peroxiredoxin 6
Exons: 5
Coding region: 89-754 (221 amino acids)
Biological process (GO): cell redox homeostasis; cellular oxidant detoxification
Cellular component (GO): mitochondrion; cytosol
Molecular function (GO): peroxiredoxin activity
Source: RefSeq, a predicted model, not a curated record
CAUUUAUUCUGCCUGGAGAGGCUGUCGCGUCGCUGCCGCUCUCCUCCAGCUCUGUCAGCCUUUUGUGAGCUUCAGUUUAAAGCCAGCCAUGCCCGGGAUUCUGCUGGGAGAUGUGUUCCCAAACUUUGAGGCGGACACGACCACCGGAAGGAUCAAAUUUCACGACUUUCUGGGCGACUCGUGGGGUAUCCUGUUUUCCCACCCGGCGGAUUUCACUCCCGUCUGCACCACCGAGCUCUCACGCGCCGCCAAGCUCGCCGAUGAGUUCAAGAAGCGCGGGGUAAAGAUGAUCGCCCUGUCCAUCGACAGCGUUGAGGAUCACAAGAACUGGAGCAAGGAUGUGAUGGCAUACGGCAACGAGGCUGGCACCCCUCUGCCUUUCCCCAUCAUCGCCGAUGACAAGCGAGAACUGUCGGUCCAGCUGGGCAUGCUGGACCCUGACGAGAGGAACAAGGCUGGACUACCUCUGACUGCUCGCUGCGUGUUUGUGAUCGGCCCGGACAAGAAGCUGAAGCUGUCCAUCCUCUACCCUGCCACCACCGGGAGGAACUUUGUCGAGAUCCUCAGAGUCAUCGACUCUCUGCAGCUGACGGCGCAGAAGAAGGUGGCCACGCCCGUCGACUGGAAGCCUGGUGAGAAAGUCAUGGUCAUCCCUUCACUUCCUGAUUCUGAAGCAACCGCUCUCUUCCCCAACGGAGUAACAACCAAAGAGUUGCCUUCUGGGAAAAAAUACCUGCGCUACACUCAGAUCUGAAGACGGAGAAAUACGAACCAAAUCACAAAAUGUACGUCGCUGCUUUAUGCUCAGCUUUUUCAUGCAACUCUGUUACUCCUUUCUGCAUGUAGACAUUUAGAGGUUCUUUGACCAACUACUGGAUGUCCUCCUCCAGCCUUUGAACUGAAAGCUUUUAUUCUGUCGCUGCAGAGCUGUACUCUGCCAGUAGAUGGCGCUAAGCGUGCACGUUACCUCCAACAUGGAAUAGAAACAUCCUAUAGUGGGAGUGAAAGAAGCGACCUGUUUUUAACGACUAAGAACAAGAAGUAUCAUGGACAGAGAUUACUAUUUACUGUUGAAGCCAAUCUAAGAAUGACAAAAACAGAUUCAUUUCAGAGCUGAUAUCUAUUUUCAUUCACGUUCAGGACGCAAUCAACUUUCUCUCAUCAUGUUCUUUCUCUUUUUGCCAAAUAAACACUUUUUGAAACUCC